UAUCCACAAUGGCGUAUCUUGCGUGUGGUGCAUAGUUUGAACGUAGAAUUCUGAAAGAGAGAUCCUAGUUUUGCGAAGAUGUCUACUGGGAAGCCAAAAAAACAUCUCGCACCUGGCUUGCAGCAAAAUGUUGGACAGAGCACAACAUCUAAGAAAAGCAACGCCACUCACUCAGUGACCAGAAGCAAGUAUGGUGGUGGAACGCGGAACACAGUCUUCGGGAGUUCCAGAAGUAACCUGGUGUCUUCCGCCAGUCGAAGUGUUGGAGUAGCAGCCAGCGAGAAGUCAGUCAAUGUCAAGAUACCUGUUCAGGUGGUUGAUGAGGCUGGGAAUGAUGUGACACCUAUCUCUCUUCUGCACCUUGACCCUAGCGUGGUCAAGAAAAAUCAGAGUAACCUUCUUGGUGACAGCUCAGGUGGAACGCCCACCGACCUGUCACAGGCAUCACAGUCAAUCUAUGGCUUUGGCACUGUCAACCAAAGUGCCUAUGGUGGAGGCCCAUUCACAAGGUCUGUAUUCAGUCAGUCCUAUGACACAGGGACAGAGUCAGGAGCUGAUGAUGAACAUGCUGAUCUCUCCGCACCAUGGGCAGAUAUCCGUCAUCGGCGAGAGGAGGUGAAAGAAAUCCUGACAGAUAUGGACCUGGAGAAGAUGGUGGACCUGACACUGACGGAGACGGAGACAAUAUGGCUGCUGGACAUGCCAGCUGUGUGCAUCUCGCUGGAGUCUGACGAGGCUGAUCAGGUCAAGACUAGGAAUGAGCAGUACCAAGAGCUGGUGAAGAGCCGUGUUGGCAAUGACAGGUAUGCAGAGAGGGGCAUGAACACAUUCAACGAACCGCCGAAGACCAAGAAUAUUCAGACGACCAAGAUUGUAUACAAUGACGUUGGCAUCUUGUCAACAACUUGGGACAUGUAUGACACAUAUGAGGCCAUAGAAAAAGAAGCGAAAGCCAAGGAGGAGGCAGAGGAAGAAGAGGAAGGAACGAUCAGUCGCCCCACGAGUCCCAAAACACCAGAUGAGCAGGCUGAGGGUGAGCCCACCCCAGUGUCCAGGGAGACCACCCUGGUCAGAGGGGGCAGUGCGAGGCCAGGUUCCAUCAUUGUGAGAUCAGUCGCAAGUCGACUGACAGAAAGUCGAGCAACUGUGGCCUCAUCAGUUGCUGGGUCGGAGAGUGUAUUUGCCAGCAAGGAGACAGGAGUAUCAUCCAUGCCGACAGAUGCGCAGGCUCAUGAUGAGGAGAAGAUACUGAAGUCUGAGAACCUUAAGCGUGAUCUAUUCAUCAUGGAAAGAAAUCUCAACUUGAACUCAUACCAGCCCAAACAGGCCCUGUAUAGAGGAUAUGGCAUCAUUACAGACAUAGAUCGAGAGGUGUCCAGUAUGACGCAAACCAGUGUAGCUGAUAUGGGUCCAAACCUGGACCGUCUGUGGUCCUACUCUUGUCCACUGACCAAGGGCCGGAAUGUGUCUUGUAUGACUUGGAACAAACUCAACCCUGACCUAAUUGCAGUUGGAUAUGGCCAGUUUGAAUUUACAAACCAGAAAGGAGGCUAUAUUUGUGGGUGGUCACUUAAAAACCCAGAGUUCCCUGAGAGAGUGUUCACAUGCAAGGAAGGUGUGACUGCACUGGACUUCUCUGCAGCAAACCCAAACUUACUAGCAGUUGGAAUGUACGAUGGUGGAGUGGCGAUAUACAAUGUCAAACACUUGAAAGAUGAACCAAUUGUGGAUAACUUCGGAUCAGCAGGUAAACACACAGCACCAGUGUGGCAGAUCAGGUGGAUCGAAAAGGAGCGAGGGUCCGGGGACGAGAGGGCAGAGGUCAUAGUGUCUAUCUCCACAGAUGGACGGGUCACACAGUGGUCAAUCAGGAAGGGUUUCGAAAGCUAUGAUUUAAUGCGUUUGAAGAGAGUCCCCACCAGAAUCGGAGGCAAGACACGGGAGAAGAAAGGAGAAGCAUUUAUCUCACGACAAGCUGGCGGACUCUGUUUUGACUUCCACGCAAGAGACACCAAUAUCUACCUAGCUGGUACAGAGGAGGGCCACAUACACAAAUGUUCUUGUUCCUACAAUGAGCAGUAUCUGGAGAGCUACUCCGGACAUACGAGCCCUGUGUACAAGAUCCAGUGGUCACCGUUUGUGCCAGACAUCUUCCUAAGUUGCAGUGCCGACUGGAGCAUCAGACUAUGGCACCAGGACCAACAGAAGCCAAUCCUCACCUUCCUCUCAUCUACAAAAGCUGUAAAUGACAUAUCAUGGUCUCCGAGGUCAUCAACGGUGUUCGCGUGUGUCAAUGAGGGAGCUGUAGAAGUGUGGGACCUCAAUGUCAGCACUUUAGACCCAGUGAUAAUCAACAACCCUACAACAGACACUAAACAAGUAUCUGUCACGUUUGCCAAAAACUCAGAGUGUAGCCUGGUAAUUAAGUCGUCGGUUUCAAGCUAG
Haliotis rubra (blacklip abalone) is the source of this 2445-nucleotide messenger RNA. RefSeq names its product dynein axonemal intermediate chain 4-like. Lineage: Eukaryota; Metazoa; Mollusca; Gastropoda; Lepetellida; Haliotidae. The record is from RefSeq and is a predicted model, not a curated record. Gene Ontology annotation, cellular component: axonemal dynein complex. Gene Ontology annotation, biological process: cilium movement. Gene Ontology annotation, molecular function: dynein light chain binding; dynein heavy chain binding.